Molecule: messenger RNA, 2804 nt
Organism: Papaver somniferum (opium poppy)
Lineage: Eukaryota; Viridiplantae; Streptophyta; Magnoliopsida; Ranunculales; Papaveraceae
Product: wall-associated receptor kinase 2-like
Exons: 3
Coding region: 50-2434 (794 amino acids)
Biological process (GO): protein phosphorylation; cell surface receptor signaling pathway
Cellular component (GO): plasma membrane
Molecular function (GO): calcium ion binding; ATP binding; protein serine/threonine kinase activity
Source: RefSeq, a predicted model, not a curated record
CUUCUCCCUCGAAAACAAUUCAUAAAGAGAAAAUACUAGCUGCUCAAUCAUGGCUUUACAUAUUCUCCUUAAUUUUCAGUGUCUACUCGUGUUACUGUGUCUGCAAUUAGCAUCUACUACAGAAACACCAAUCACUGCUUCCAGAGUAAUUACCAAGCCUGGCUGCCAAGAUAAGUGUGGGAAUGUUAGCAUACCCUACCCAUUCGGCAUCGGAGAUGGUUGUUUUAUUAAGCGUAGGUUCGAACUGAAAUGCAACGACAGUCUCCCUUAUUCCACCAGAUUUCCAGUGCAAGGCAGCAACAUUAAGAUCUCAAACAUAUCAAUACCUGAUGGAGAGAUGACAGCCUUACUCCGCAUAGCUAGAGAUUGUUCAGAUAAGAGCAAACAAUUGGCCGACAAUUUCAAAAAAAAUAAAGAUACGUCAGCCCAUUUAGGAAGGUUUACCUUCUCUAAUACCAAAAACAAGUUCAUAGCUAUUGGUUGCGACACCUUGGCAUAUUUAGGAACGGCAGGUUCUAACGCACCGGUUGGUACAGGAUGUUUGACAUACUGUAAUGAUGUAGGAGAUACUACUAAUGGGACUUGCAAUGGUAUUGGUUGUUGUGAGGCUUCUAUUCCAGCUGGCCUUAAGACAUAUGCGGUGGAAAUUAAAAGCAUAUCUACAUCUCGUAGGAAUUUGGAUUUCAAUCCAUGUAGUUAUGCUUUUUUAACGGAAAAAAAUUCAUUCAACUUUUCUUCGUCAUACCUCGAAAAUUUCCGAAAUCAUGGGAGGAUGAGGGUUCCGGCAGUGAUCGAUUGGAUUAUAAGUACCAAAACAUGCGAGGAAGCUCAAAGAAACCCAGCAAGGUAUGCAUGUGGACCUAACACUGACUGCGUGAAAGGAAAUAAUGAAGCCAAAGGUUAUCGCUGUAGUUGUAAAACAGGCUACGAAGGGAACCCUUAUCUCAACACGAGUACCGGUGGUCAUUGCCAAGAUAUUGAUGAAUGCAGUGGGAUAAAUAACUGUACUAGUAUGGGACUGGGAAGUAAAUGCAAAAAUAAGGAAGGGACCUACAAAUGCUUUUGCGACAAGGGAUACAAAGAAAUCAGAAAUCAAUGCUCUCCUAUUCAGAGUCGGAGAAUAUUUAACGAGAUUGUUCUCGGGGCAAGCCUAAGCUUAUCUCUUCUACUUGUGAUUGGCUUCGGGUUGUAUUGGGUACAUAGGAAAAGAAAGCACAUGAAAGUCAGGGAGGAAUUCUUUAAGCAAAAUGGUGGGCUGAUUUUGAAUCGGCUCCUUGAUGAACGGGAAGAAGAUAUGGAGAACAGUAGAAAGGGAAGUAAAAUGGGCAAAGGAGAAAAAAAGCACCGAUCAAUUGCUACAAUAUACACCGAGAAGGAGCUAAGCAAAGCAACUAACAACUAUCAUGACACUCAAAUUCUUGGACGAGGAGGGUUUGGCACGGUUUAUAAAGGAACUUUAUCGAAUGGAAACGUAGUUGCUAUUAAGAAGACAAAAAUAGUCAAUAUGGAUCAAAAUGAGCAAUUCAUAAACGAGAUUGCUGUUCUAUCACAAAUCAAUCACAAAAAUGUGGUACAGCUCUUGGGUUGUUGUCUCGAGAGCGAGGUUCCUUUACUAGUUUAUGAAUAUGUUGGUAAUGGGACUCUUUACCAGCAUUUACAUGAACAUCCUGACAACCAAGGGAGGCCUGCUUUUCUUUCAUGGGAAAGUCGUUUAAGGAUAGCCUCGGAAGUUGCAGGUUCAUUAGCCUACUUGCACGCUGAAGCUUCCAUACCCAUAAUCCACAGAGACAUCAAGUCAAGUAAUGUACUUCUAGAUGAUGAUUACAGAGCAAAAGUUUCAGAUUUCGGUGCUUCGAGGUUGAAUCCUACUGAUGAAGCUCAGUUAAGCACAAUAGUUCAAGGUACAAUUGGGUACUUAGAUCCAGAAUACAUGCAAUCAAGCCAAUUAACAGAGAAAAGCGAUGUUUAUAGCUUCGGCGUUCUUCUGGUGGAAUUGCUAACAGGAAAAGCAAUAUUUUCUCUCGACAGACCUGAAGAAGACAGAAAUCUGGCAAAUUACUUCCUUUCUUCUAUGAAAACCAACAGGUUGUUUGCGAUUCUUGAUAGCAGUUUGGUACAAAAUGAUAAUGAACGAGUCAGUAGUGUGCAUGAGCACCAACAAAUCCAACAAAUGGCUGAACUUGCACAAAAAUGCUUAAGAAUGAAAGGAGAGAAUCGACCUACAAUGAAAGAAGUAGCAAUGGUCUUACACGGAUUGUUGAUGAUUUCUUCGAGUUACCCUGGCAUCUUGGAUGCCGAGGAAACGAUGCGUACAACCAAAGAAGAACACAUGCUCUUGUUGGAAUCAGCUGAACUACUAUCUUACACUGAUAGUUCAACAACAAUUGGUGAUAGCAGCAAAAGGAUAACAGCAUUAGCAACUGAGGGACGUUAAUCGAUUUAGGGCUAUACCUUGCAUAAUUCAUAAUAUCAUUUCUCUUUCCGUCUUCAGUACGUAUUUGAAAAGCUACUUAUAGGUCUAGACUACAAAGAUUUAGGGCUUAUAAUUGAAUGGUAAAUUUGUGAGACUUCAAAAAGAACCGUUACAAUUAGUUUUAAGUAUAGUUAAAACAAGUUAAGGUUUAUUUUGAUUUUGAGCCAUAAUGAGAUUUUAAGUUGAAUUUUUAGUAAAAGUAUCAAGACUUGUUUAGUUUCUUAUUUUCACUUUAAGUUUUUUGGGUUAUGAUUAAUAAAUGUAUAUGUUAUAUUUAAGAGAAGCCAAAAUAAAUAGUAGGAUGGGUGUGGUUCCUUUGCUUUGUGGUUAA